ACCUGGUGACGUCUUUUCCGGCUGAGUUCACGCAGACGAUGAACUUGGACAGGUUUUCCGCAGAUUCUGCGCAGACUGUAUCUCUGACAUAUUUUCCGCCACACCGCUGUCUGUAUCAGCGAUGAAUGCUACAGUACUGUGUACGUGUCGCCGACUGGAGUUUAACAUUUGACCUUGGACUGGAGACCGAGUCAGCUGACACACACAGGAAGACAUGGCUGCGGUAUACGGAGGCGUUGAGGGCGGUGGAACUCAUUCUAAAGUGGUUUUGAUUUCUGAAGAUGGACAGAUCCUGGCAGAGACCGAGGGACCCUGCACCAACCACUGGCUGGUUGGAACAGACAAGUGUUUGGAAGCCAUCAAUGAAAUGGUGAGGCAGGCCAAGCAGAAAGCUGGACUCGAUAUGGGCACACCCCUCAUCUCUCUGGGCAUGUCUCUGAGUGGGGGGGAGCAGAAGGAUGCCAUCAUGAAGCUGAUAGAGGAGAUGGAGACCAGAUACCCGGGACUCAGCAAGAGCUAUCACAUCACUACUGAUGCCAUUGGAGCCAUGGCAACCGCCAGUGAGAGAGGGGGAGUGGUGCUGAUCUCUGGGACCGGGUCAAACUGCAAACUGGUGAAUGUUGAUGGCACACAGGUGGGCUGUGGAGGCUGGGGUCACCUCAUGGGAGACGAGGGCUCGGCGUACUGGAUAUCACACCUGGCUGUGAAGACCGUGUUUGACGCCACUGACAACUUAGUUCCCCCUCCUCAUGACAUCACUCACGUCAAGAAGGCCAUGUUUGACUACUUCCAGGUCUCUGACCUCAUGGGGAUCCUCACUCAUCUCUACAGGACCUUUGAGAAGUCCAAGUUUGCAGGAUUCUGCCGAAUACUAGCUGAAGGAGCCAGCACUGGUGACCUGCUUUGUUGCUUUUUAUUCGGGCAAGCCGGUCAAGUGCUUGCUCAGCAUGUUGUAGCUGUCCUGCCCCAGGCUGAUAAGAGCCUGUUUGAGGGGGAGCUGGGCUUGCCUAUCCUGUGUGUGGGCUCCGUGUGGAACAGCUGGCAUCUCCUGAAGAAAGAGUUCACUCAGGUGCUGAGCCAGGCCUCCUCCAGCAGCUUCUCUCGGUUCAGCCUCCUCACCCUGAACCACUCCUCAGCAGUAGGGGGGGCCAGCCUGGGGGCCAAGAGCAUCGGCCGGACGCUGCCCUUGGACUACACUGCCAACGCCAGCGUCUUCUACACACACACCUUCAACAGCCAGUGAGGUCUACACUCUCUCCUGCAUCACCCAGUGAGGUCUACACUCAUUCCUGUGCAGGCCGUGAGGCAUCUACACUCUCUAAUGCACAGGCAGUGAGCUCUCUCACUCUCUCCUGUACAGCCAUAGAGGUCUCGAAGGAAUUGGAAUUUAUAUUUGAGACAUUGUAGUUGUUUUGAUUGUUCAGCUACUUUCAUUUGAAUCAAGUUUAAUUGACUAACAAACAGUGACUUGUAAUUUAAGUUUCCAAUGUGAGAAUCUGAUUUUAACAGAAUACUGCUAAUUGCAAUUUUGAUCAAUCACGUGCUGGAAUUGAAUAAAAUGGAAUGAGAAUUGGAAUAGAAAAACAGGAAUUGAACCCUGCACAGCCAGGCAGCCACUCUUCUGUCCUCACCCUGGCAGCUCCCUCACGGUUAAAAAAAUAAAAAUACAGCCACCUCUGCCUUUUGGAGGUGUAGGGCCCCAACAUAGCAACACUUCCGACUUCAGGGGGAAAUCUGUGUGAUAAGAAAUGGUUCAAUUUGAUUGACUUGUGCCCCGUUUCCACUGGCUGGCAUUCCCAGCUACGGCUGCCCACGUCAAGAGAACAAGGUGUUUCCACUGUGAGUCCAAGCGGCUGAGUGCGGCUCUCUGGUCAGGCUUUGUGUCUCAUACUCCAGGUAGUUAAACUGGCUACAAAGGAAGUGUGUCAUCAUGUAGCCAGGAGGUGUUUAAGCUCUUUGUUUACAGCCAUGAUGAAACAUGUGGAACUUGAUAUGUAAAAACUAAAGGACAUUAGCCAACAUGCCAGUAGCUGCAUAGGUUGUUAAGGCAUUUCUUUAUGAUGUAUUAUUGUUUUACAUUUUGCAGUGUGGUGGCAUUUUUAAAAGAGAACAUACAAACUGAAAGCUGAAAGAAAGAUUGUAUGUCGUGCCAUAAUGAAAAUAGCAAUGAACAUUCUUUCAAUUUCAGCUUGCAUGGCUCUGACUGCUUUGUUCUAAAUGCAGUUUUACCACGGGUUUCUUUAAAGCAAAACACAGUAUGAUCUCAUAAUCCACCAGUGCCCUUUCCGAGGUUGGCCAGGUUUGGAAAAAUGCAGUGAAACACUUGAUUUCAGCAGCUAGCUGUGGGCAGCCAAAGCCUGUUGGUUUGUUUUUUUUUGCACCGUCCCCUUAUCUCUAUGAUGUUUGCAAUUAUUUUGAGUCGUUCUUACUGCAGAUAUGACUCUGCGUUCAGGAGCCGGCUCUUCAUUUCCAUGGACAUGCAGUAUGUAGCCUAGAUCAGGCAACUAAAUUUGAAGAGCAGCACCCUGUCAAAAGAAUGACUACGAAGGAUUCACAUCAUAAAAAGUCUUGGGCCAGUCUAUUCACCUGUGUUAAUUCUAGGUGUAUCAGAUUUUGUCACAGAGUGCCAUUGUUUUUCAUUAACACUGUAUUUUCAUUGUUGUACUUUGUAAUGUUACAUGCAAUGUCUGAAUUCAGUAUCUUGUUUUUAAUUUGUAUGCUAUCUAACAUCAUUGGAACAUAUGUAGCAUAAAAGGUGCUAUGCAGAUCAAUGCAAAAUAAAUGAAUAAAGCAUUCCAAAGUAAAGAUAAAAACAAUAAAGAAUAGGCUUGUUAGCAGUUCUUGUGUGUGUUAAGAGAACACAGUUUUAGGUAGGAGACACUUCUUUACACAGAGAGUGGUGAGGGUAUGGAAUGGGCUACCUUGCCAUGUUGUUGAUGCUGAAUCACUUAGAUUGUUUAAGACCCAACUUGACAAGGUUUUGAGAUCAAUCAGCUUCUAAGAACAUGAUGAGCACUAAUGGGUCAAAUGGCCUCUUGUUUGUCAUUUUUUUUAAUGUUCUGUUCAUAAUUUUUUCUAUGACUCCUACUGAAGCUCUUGUCCUGCCUCUUCGUUGCUGGGUGGGGAUAAUGCUCAGUCUUAGUUUAACCCAGUGUUGAGUAACAACAUCUGUCUGAUUUGUAAUAUCUGUGAUUGUAAUAAAGAAGAACUUUUGAACUAUU
Messenger RNA from Acipenser ruthenus (sterlet), 3221 nucleotides. It is a transcript of the gene nagk, whose product is annotated as N-acetylglucosamine kinase. NCBI's taxonomy places the organism in Eukaryota, Metazoa, Chordata, Actinopteri, Acipenseriformes, Acipenseridae. The transcript is spliced from 10 exons. Gene Ontology annotation, molecular function: N-acetylglucosamine kinase activity. Bases 215 to 1243 code for a protein of 342 amino acids. The record is from RefSeq and is a predicted model, not a curated record.